AUGUCGAAGCGCACAACCUUUACGACGAUAACCCCGCUGCCAGCCGGGGUAUCGAGAGAAACGGCCAUGGCCACCCUUCACGAUCAUCUCGAAAUGAUCGAUCUCAACCCAGCCCAUACCUCGCGCGUCCAAAUAAAGCCUCCACCUGAAUCUACACCUGAAGAGUACCAUUGCACCUGGUACGAGAUCACCGAUAAGAUAUCAUAUUUUCCCGGCUACAAGGGCAAAGUCUCAUUUAAAGCAUGUUUUCACGACCUGCCUUAUGGAUUACAAACACAUUGUUAUGCGCCGAUGGGAUUGGACAUCAAAGAGAAAUGGACAUUGGGAGGAAAUGAACCACACGAGCCUAUUCAACCAGUCGAACUGGGUAUCGGCGCACCUAUAUCUGGUCUUUACAUUCGCGAAGACGUCGAAAUGAAGUGCAACUUCUUGAUGACAAGAUUCGUCCGCAAGACAUUGAAGGAUUGUCUCUCAACACUAGUCGCGCGGUUGGUCGUCAAAACACAACUCCAAGAGGCCGCCGAAAAGAACAAACGUCUUACGCAAAGUACAAAUCAAUCAUACUCGCAACACUCCUACUCAAACCAAUCCGUCUCAUCAGGACCGCACUCUCCACCAAACUCCCCACCUCUCUCCCCUCCAACAAUGCACCUCCAGCCUCUCCGCCUAAGCCAUCAAAGCGGUGUAAGCCAGUUCAGCCAACAGCAAUACCCCGGAUCUCCACCUCCAUCCGCGGGUUUUCCAGUCUCUCCACCACCGUCCGGUACCUUUCCAAAGCAUCCAUACGAUCCAUCUGCCUAUGGUGCGGUACAUCAUCAUCAACAUCCCGCCCUACAAUGUCCGCCACAAUGGUCACCGCAGACGUCGCAGAUGUCAUAUAAACACGAACAGCAACAACACCAGCCACUACCGCAGUACGACGAGAAACCGACGUACAGCGAGAUGGAUUCGAAUCAGAAAGCGAGGCCGGAUGGGGCGUUUGAGUUGCCUUGA
Molecule: messenger RNA, 993 nt
Organism: Glarea lozoyensis ATCC 20868
Lineage: Eukaryota; Fungi; Ascomycota; Leotiomycetes; Helotiales; Helotiaceae
Exons: 1
Coding region: 1-993 (330 amino acids)
Source: RefSeq, a predicted model, not a curated record